This is a messenger RNA of Saccharomyces eubayanus, 7488 nucleotides long. It is a transcript of the gene UTP20, whose product is annotated as Utp20p. The coding region runs from base 1 to 7488 and encodes 2495 amino acids. The transcript has a single exon. The record is from RefSeq and is a predicted model, not a curated record. Lineage: Eukaryota; Fungi; Ascomycota; Saccharomycetes; Saccharomycetales; Saccharomycetaceae. Gene Ontology annotation, cellular component: small-subunit processome; nucleolus; 90S preribosome.
AUGGCAAAACAAAAGCAAACCACAAAAUCGUCCAAGCGAUAUAGAUAUUCCUCCUUCAAGGCCAGGAUCGAUGACUUGAAGAUUGAACCAGCUAGAAACUUGGAAAAAAGAGUUCAUGAUUAUGUUGAAUCAUCACAUUUUCUUGCUUCUUUUGAUCAGUGGAAGGAAAUCAAUUUAAGUGCUAAAUUUACGGAAUUUACAGGGGAAAUAGAACGUGAUGUUCAAACAUUACCCCAAAUAUUAUACCACGAUGAGAAAAUUUUUAACUCUUUAGUUUCAUUUAUCGAUAUGCAUGACGAGUUUUCUUUGCAGCCGCUAUUGGACCUCCUAGCUCAAUUCUGUCACGAUUUAGGUCCUGAUUUUUUGAAAUUUUAUGAGAAAGCUAUCGAAACUCUAAUAAAUCUGUUAGAUGCCGCUAUAGAAUUUGAGUCGUCGAAUGUUUUUGAAUGGGGUUUUAAUUGUUUGGCUUACAUUUUCAAGUACCUUUCGAAAUUUUUAGUUAAGAAAUUAGUAUUAACUUGUGACCUUUUGAUUCCAUUAUUAUCUCAUACUAAAGAGUACCUUUCAAGAUUUUCAGCAGAAGCAUUAUCCUUUCUAGUGAGAAAGGCCCCUGUCCCCAACUUGAGUGAGUUUGUUAGAUCUGUUUUUGGGAAAUUAGAAGGAGAUAAUGAACAAACUAAUAUUUACGAAGGUCUUUUGAUAUUAUUCACUGAAUCCAUGACAUCUACUCAAGAAACGCUACACUCUAAGGCCAAGGUAAUCAUGGGUGUUUUGCUACAGGAAGGUUUGGCGAAAUCAUCUACAGAAAGAUCUAUUUCAUUACUGUCGGAUAUUUGGAUGAACAUUAGUAAAUAUGCUUCCAUUGAAAGUCUGCUUCCAGUCUAUGAUGUCAUGUUUGAGAAGUUCAACUACUCGCUUGAUACCACUAAUAUCGACAGAAUAGUAAAAGUAUUGGCAACGAUCAUUUUUUCUGAAAGUGGUAGAAAAAUUCCCGAUUGGAACAGCGUCACUAGCUUAAUUGAAAAAUUAAUGAAUGAUGAAAACAGUUCUUCGCUCUCACCUGAUAACGUAGCGUUCCUGUUUGCCGUGUUUCUCCGUAAUAGUGAUGUUAAAACUCUAACUCAAUUUCACCAAAAAUUGUUCAAUUACGCUUUGACAAAUAUCGCUGACCAUUUUCUCGAAUUCUUUAAAUCUGCAUUAAAACUAAACUAUGAAAGAGUGCUUUCAUUUAAUGGUUUGAAAUUUUUGCAGCUAUUUUUAAAGUCAAACUGGGAAUCACAAGGAAAGAAAAUCGCACUGUUCUUUUUAGAAAUAGAUGAAAAGCCUGAACUUCAAAAAAUAAUGAGCGUUACUUUCCCAGAAGAGCUCAUUUCAUCCAUCAGAGAUUAUUUCGUCACCGUAGAAGAAAUUAAAGACUCAAAUGAUCUUUUUGAAAUAUAUUGGAGAGCCAUCAUUUUCAAAUUCUCAAAAUUACAAGAUUCAGCUGUUAUCACCUCUUUACUUGCACGUAUUUUUUCAGCAUUUCCAACCCCAGACAACUUCACCAAAGAUACAGUUGGUGCCCUAUUGAGAGUGUAUUCCAAGGGAGACGAAGCUCUAGGACAAAACUUAUUAAAAAAUAUUUUGGAGAAUUACGAAAACUAUAAGGACAGUUUAGGCUUUGUGAGCGGAUGGAAUCAGUUAUUAAGUAAUCUCGACCCUUCAAAAAGCGUAACAGACCUACCCCCACAGUAUCCAGAGCUACUGUUAAACCUAACAGACAAUCUGGUCUUACCCGAUGGGAAAAUCCGUUACGAAACUUUCGAAUUGAUGAAAACAUUAAUGGUUUUACAGGAUAUACCAGUACCUGAUCUUCUUUCUUCAUGUAUGAUUAUCGAGCAAAUACCUCUUACGUUACAAAACGCCAGGGAUUUGACAAUCAGAAUUAAGAAUGUUGGUGUUGAGUUUGGAAAGACUAAGGUAGAUAAACUAACGUCCUCCUUUUUUCUUAAGUACUUGUUCGGUCUUUUAACUGUUAGGUUUUCUCCUGCUUGGACCGGUGUUUUUGAUACCCUCCCUAAUGUUUACACAAAAGACCAGGCUCUCGUUUGGAGCCUUGUUUUAUCGUUUAUCAAAUGUCCUGAAGAAAAUAGAAAGUUGGACUACUACGAGCCUCUACUUGAAGACGGCCCAGACGCAAUUUUGUGGGACUCUAGUGUAGUAAGAUUAAGAGAUACUAUUGAUUCGUUCUCGCAAGCUUGGUACAAAUAUUCUACCCAGAAUACAAGCAUCAUAAGUACGACUAUUGAAAGACGGGGGAAUAUCGUUUACCCAGCCUUAAUCAGAAAUCAAGCUCUUAAAGUUAUGCUAUCCAUUCCCCAAGUUGCUGAAGCGCACUUUGCUGAUAUCGCACCUUUUGUUUUCACUGAUUUCAAGACCUAUAAGGAUGAAGAAGACAUGGAAGAUGGUACUGAACGUGUUAUUACUGGCGCAUGGAUGGAAGCGGAUAGGAACUUGUUUUUAAAAAGUUUAAGCAAAUUCAAAAACAUAAAGAAUGUUCACAACGCAACCGAGUUACACGACCAUUUGAUGGUGCUACUAGGCAGUCGUAAUACGGAUGUUCAGAAGCUUGCAUUAGACGCUCUCCUCGCUUACAAGAAUCCGACUUUAAAUAAGUACAGGGACAAUCUAAGGAAUUUGUUAGAUGAUACUCUAUUUAAAGACGAAAUCACAACGUUUCUAACAGAGAAUGGAUCUCAAACUAUCAAGGGCGAUGAUGAGAAGGUAGUCAUGCCUUAUAUUCUUAGGAUUUUCUUUGGUCGAGCGCAAGUUCCUCCUACCAGCGGACAGAAACGAAGCCGUAAAAUUGCCGUAAUUUCUGUUUUGCCAAACUUCAAAGAAGUUUAUAUCAAUGACUUUUUAACUUUGGCUAGUGAAAGGUUGGAUUGUAACUACUUUUUCAACAACAAUCAUCAAAUAGAUAGCUCGAAGGCCAUUUUAAAAACUAUUAGACGCAUGACUGGUUUUAUUAACAUUUUGAAUUCUGCACUAUCUGUUUUGAGAACGAAUUUCCCAUUACAUACUACAUCAGUGUUACAGCCAUUAAUCUACUCGAUUUCUAUGGCAUAUUACGUUUUGGAGACUGAGAGCGCAACAGAGGUACAUUUAAGAAAAAUGGCAGCAAAUUUAAGGCAGCAAGGUCUAAAAUGUUUAAGCAAUAUCUUCGAAUUUGUUGGUACUACGUUUAAUUGGCCUGUAGCUAUGGACAGUAUUUUUGCUGUUGUUGUUAAACCACGUAUUCCACAUUUUUCCGAUGAGAAUUUACAACAACCUUCUUCUUUGCUACGAAUUUUCCUUUAUUGGGCAAAUAAUCCCUCCUUGUACCCAUUUUUGUACUACGAUGAAUUUGCAGCUGCUACAGCAUUGAUGGACACCAUCUCAAACGAACACGUCAAGGAGACUGUCAUUAGCCCCAUUCUCGAAGCAGCGGAUGCAAUUAUUAGGGCACCAGUAAAUGACGAUCGUUACGUGGAUUUGGUAACUCUGAUUUGCUCAUCUUGUCUGAAAAUACUUCCUUCGUUAUACACUAAACUUUCUGACUCCAACUCAAUUUCUAUAUUCCUGGACUUACUAAUCAGUAUUAUUGAGUCGGACUUCAUUCAAGAUGAUGAUGUUAGAAGUCAUUUAAUUAGCUCAUUAACAUCCAUACUGAAAGGAAAGCUAAGAAAAUUGCACGAAAACGAUACACAGAAAAUUCUGAAGAUAUUAAAACUUUUAGUGUAUAACUACGAUUGUUGUUGGAAUGAUAUCGAAGAGCUCUAUAGCACCAUAUCCUCUUUGUUCAAAACUUUCGAUGAGCGGAACCUGAGAGUUUCAUUGGCAGAGCUCUUCGUGGAACUUGGCAGAAAAGUGCCAGAAUUAGGGAAUAUUUCGAAGUUAGUUGCCGAACUAAAUUCGUAUUCUUCAUCUCGUUUGCAUGAGUAUGAUUUCCCUAGGAUUUUAUCCUCCUUCAAAACGCUUAUUGAAGGUGGCUAUAAAUCUUAUAGUGAGAUGGAGUGGUUGCCUCUUUUGUUUACCUGUUUAUAUUUUAUCAACGAUAAGGAAGAGCUUGCGCUGAGAACAAACGCAUCGCACACUAUGAUGAGAUUUGUUGAUUUCAUUAAUGAGAAGCCUGAUUCUGAUGAAGCCAAAAAAUCAGUUUCUAUGUUAAAAGAUAUCCUUUUACCCAGCAUAAGGGCUGGUUUAAGACAACCUGUUGAAGAAGUUCAGAGUGAAUACAUAUCAGUUCUAUCAUAUAUGGUAAGAAAUGCCAAAUAUUUCACAGACUUCGAAGAUAUGACCGUUUUGCUUUAUAAUGGUGAUGAAGAAGCGGAUUUCUUUACAAACAUCAAUCAUGUUCAAUUACAUCGUCGUCAAAGAGCCAUCAAAAGGUUAGGAGAACAUGCGUGCCAACUCAAAGAUAACAGUAUAUCCCACUAUUUAAUUCCAAUGAUUGAACAUUAUGUAUUUUCAGAUGACGAAAGGUAUAGAAACAUUGGGAAUGAAACACAACUAGCAAUUGGAGAUUUGGCACAACACAUGAGCUGGAACCAGUACAAAGCUCUUCUUAGAAGAUACAUUUCUAUGCUGAAGAGCAAACCCGACCAAAUGAAGCAAGCUGUACUAUUAAUUGUUCAACUUUCAGUUCCGUUAAGGGAAACUCUUCGUACUGUAAAAGGUGAGGCUGAGUCAAAGUUUGCUUUGAGCAAAUUUCCUUCUAACUUGGAGGAGCCCACUAAUUUUAUUACGCAAGAAUUGUACCCUACUCUUUCAAAGAUUUUAGGAACAAGAGACGAUGAAACCAUUAUUGAAAGGAUGCCUAUUGCUGAGGCCCUGGUCAAUACUGUAUUGGGGCUUUCAAAUGAUGACAUUCUCAAUUAUCUUCCAAGCAUUUUAACAAAUAUUUGCCAAGUUCUAAGAAGUAAAUCCGAAGAAUUAAGGGACGCUGUGAGAACUACCCUGGGUAAAAUCAGUAUUAUUCUGGGUGCGGAGUAUCUUGUUUUUAUGAUAAAGGAGUUAAUGGCCACGCUAAAACGUGGUUCUCAAAUUCACGUAUUGAGUUACACUGUCCACUACAUAUUAAAGAGUUUGCAAGGAGUUUUAAAACAUUCUGACCUGGAUCCAUCUUCCAGCAUGGUUGUUAAGAUCAUCAUGGAGAAUAUUUUUGGUUUCGCUGGUGAAGAAAAAGAUUCUGAGAAUUACCACACAAAAGUGAAAGAAAUUAAGAGUAAUAAAAGUUACGAUGCCGGUGAAAUUCUAGCUGCAAAUAUCAGCCUGUCAGAGUUUGGUACAUUACUUUCCCCUGUGAAGGCUUUAUUGAUGGUCAGAAUUAAUUUGAGAAAUCAAAAUAAACUGAGCGAGUUAUUGAGACGAUACUUGCUGGGUUUGAAUCAUAACAGUGAUGCAGAGUCAGAAGAUAUUCUCAAGUUCUGUCACCAACUUUUCCAGCAGUCAGAGGUGAGUGAAUCUAUACAGAAACCGAAGAGGAAAGUAAGAGCAGAAGUGGACGAAAAAGAGGAAUUUUUCUUAGUGAAUUUGAACGCGAAGUCAUAUACCAUCAAUUCACACAAUUCUCUCUUAGGUAGCACUUUACAAAAAUUUGCUUUAGAUUUGCUAAGAAGCGUACUAGCAAGACAUCGCUCCUUUUUGACCGUGUCCCACUUAGAGGCCUUUAUCCCAUUUUUGAGAGAUUCGUUACUUUCAGAAAAUGAAGGUGUGGUAAUUAGCACCUUGCGUAUUUUGGUCACAUUAAUCAAAUUGGAAUUUUCUGAUGAGUCUAGCGAAAUCUUCAAGAACUGCGCCAGAAAGGUAUUAAACAUUAUUCAGGUUUCUCCGUCCACUUCAAGUGAAUUAUGCCAAAUGGGUUUGAAAUUCCUUUCUGCUUUCAUACGUCACACUGAUGCAACAUUGAAGGAUACUGCCUUGAGUUACGUUUUAGGAAGAGUCUUGCCAGAUUUGAACGAACCAAGCAGACAAGGUCUUGCCUUCAAUUUCCUUAAAGCACUUGUUUCAAAGCACAUUAUGCUACCAGAACUUUAUGAUAUCAUGGAUACCACAAGAGAAAUCAUGGUCACGAAUCAUUCAAAAGAAAUUAGGGAUGUUUCUAGAAGUGUCUACUAUCAAUUUUUGAUGGAAUACGAUCAAAGCAAGGGCCGUUUAGAAAAGCAGUUUAAGUUCAUGGUGGACAAUUUACAAUAUCCUACAGAAUCCGGUCGUCAAUCGGUAAUGGAGUUGAUUAAUUUGAUUAUCACAAAAGCAAAUCCUGCUUUGUUGUCAAGACUAUCAUCUUCGUUUUUUUUGGCAUUAGUCAACGUCUCCUUCAACGAUGAUGCGCCAAGAUGUCGUGAAAUGGCUUCAGUUCUACUUUCUACAAUGCUUCCAAAACUUGAAAAUAAAGACUUAGAAAUCGUUGAAAAAUACGUAACAGCCUGGUUAAAGCAAGCAGAGAAUGCGUCGUUCUUGAACCUCGGGCUAAGGGUUUAUAAGAUUUAUUUGAAAAGUGUUGGAUUUGAGCAUAAUGCUGACCUAGACGAAUUUGCUAUUAAGCGUAUAAGAUAUGUGCUAACCGAUACAUCUGUAGGAUCAAAACAUGAAUGGGACUUGGUGUACUCAAGUCUGAACACAUUCUCGUCCUAUAUAGAAGCGACAGAGGGCGUGUACAAGCAAGAUUUCAAAGACAUAUGGGAUGGUGUCAUCACAUGUUUGUUGUAUCCACACUCUUGGGUCCGUCAAUCUGCGGCAAACCUCGUUCACUUGUUAAUAAACAAUAAAGAUAAGCUGGAGGUACCAUUGACCGAUUUGGAAAUUCAAAUUAUCGGCACAAGAAUUCUUCAUCAACUAGGUGCACCUUCUAUCCCAGAGAACCUUGCUAAUAUUUCAAUGAAAACGUUGGUUAAUAUUUGUACCCUAUGGAAAGAUGGCCACACGCCAUUCGUUAUGGAUGCUUCGAAGGAAAAUGAAGGAGAGCCCAGGUACGCUACCGCGAUUGAUUUUAUGAUCACUCGAAUCGGUGGUAUUAUUAGAUCAGAUGAGCACCGUAUGGAUUCGUUUAUGUCUAAGAAGGCAUGCAUUCAACUACUGGCCUUAUUCGUUCAAGUCCUAGACGAAAAGGAAGUAAUCGAUGAAGGUGAAAAGAUAUUAUUACCUUUAUAUGGUUACUUAGAGACUUACUAUUCAAGGGCAGUUGAUGAAGAGCAAGAAGAACUACGCACUCUUGCCAACGAAUGUUUACAAAUUUUAGAAACUAAACUACCAGUUUUUGAGUUCACAAGAAUAUACACUGCUGUCAAAAAGACAGUAUUAGAAAGAAGAAAGGAAAGAAGAUCCAAGAGGGCGAUUUUAGCUGUUAACGCUCCACAAAUUUCCGCUGAUAAAAAGUUAAGAAAACAUGCAAGAUCCAGAGAAAAGAGAAAACAUGAAAAGGAUGAAAACGGAUUUUACCAAAGACGUAACAAGAGGAAGAGGGCAUAA